AUGACUGUGAUGUCUGUGGAUGGAUGUGACUCCCCAUCGUCUGCUGCAGAGAGAGACCCAGGCAGGGGCCAACGGAGACCCAGGCAGGGGCCAACAGAGACCCAGGCAGGGGCCAACAGAGACCCAGGCAGGGGCCAACAGAGACCCAGGCAGGGGCCAACGGAGACCCAGGCAGGGGCCAACAGAGACCCAGGCAGGGGCCAACAGAGACCCAGGCAGGGGCCAACGGAGACCCAGGCAGGGGCCAACGAAGACCCAGGCAGGGGCCAACAGAGACCCAGGCAGGGGCCAACAGAGACCCAGGCAGGGGCCAACGGAGACCCAGGCAGGGGCCAACAGAGACCCAGGCAGGGGCCAACAGAGACCCAGGCAGGGGCCAACGAAGACCCAGGCAGGGGCCAACGGAGACCCAGGCAGGGGCCAACGGAGACCCAGGCAGGGGCCAACAGAGACCCAGGCAGGGGCCAACGAAGACCCAGGCAGGGGCCAACGGAGACCCAGGCAGACGGAUGGAAUGGUCUUUAUGUGUAA
Molecule: messenger RNA, 531 nt
Organism: Knipowitschia caucasica
Lineage: Eukaryota; Metazoa; Chordata; Actinopteri; Gobiiformes; Gobiidae
Source: the annotation of a GenBank genome assembly